Molecule: messenger RNA, 798 nt
Organism: Notolabrus celidotus (New Zealand spotty)
Lineage: Eukaryota; Metazoa; Chordata; Actinopteri; Labriformes; Labridae
Gene: il10
Product: interleukin 10
Exons: 5
Coding region: 179-742 (187 amino acids)
Biological process (GO): immune response
Cellular component (GO): extracellular region
Molecular function (GO): cytokine activity
Source: RefSeq, a predicted model, not a curated record
UAAUUUGGCUAUAAAUAAGGACACUAUGAGCUCAAAUAUGUGCACUGAUCUCUACUCAGCUUUUCAACAAGCUCCAACCAAGGAUUCAUCCUGAAUUCAGAGAGACUCUUCAUCCACUGAACGAGCAGCAGGUUUACUCCAAAAGACCUGUAACUUUACUCUGCAGAUUACACCAGCUAUGACUCCUCAGUCUCUCCUCCUGUCCGUCCUGGUCUCCUUGUCUGUCUUCACCACUGCCACCUGCAGUCCCGUGUGCAACAACCGCUGCUGCCAUUUCGUGGACGGCUUCCACGUCCGACUAAAGCAGCUCAGACAAGAUUACGCACAGAUCCGAGACUUCUACGAAGCAAACGAUGACUUGGACACAGCGCUGCUAGACCAGAGCGUGGAGAACUCUUUCAAAAGUGACUUCGCUUGCCACGCCAUGAACAGCAUACUGGACUUCUAUCUCGGCACAGUUCUGCCCACAGCGCUGGCCGAGGAGUCAGACGAGACCAGGGACCUGAAGCCGCACAUGGUGUCCAUACAGCAGAUCUUCGAUGGGCUCAAGAGUGAUGUCACGAGAUGUAGGCAUUACUUCUCCUGCAAGACCCAGUUUGACAUCAAAACUCUAAACUCUACUUACACCCAGAUGGAAAGUAAAGGGCUGUACAAGGCGAUGGGUGAGCUGGACCUGCUAUUUAACUACAUUGAAGCAUAUUUGGCUUCUAAACGACACAGGAAUCUUGUGGCCUCUGCAUGAAGACCUGACCACUCUGAUCAAAAUGUGACUUUGCUCCUCUUAGGAAAAAGAGAAAA